This is a messenger RNA of Penicillium riverlandense, 435 nucleotides long. RefSeq lists its product as uncharacterized. Lineage: Eukaryota; Fungi; Ascomycota; Eurotiomycetes; Eurotiales; Aspergillaceae. The record is from RefSeq and is a predicted model, not a curated record. The transcript has 2 exons. The coding region runs from base 1 to 435 and encodes 144 amino acids.
AUGGAGGUCUGGAAGACCAUGCCGCGAGCAUACGAGGAAGUCAUCAAUGGCGGACAAAACAAAGCAGUCCAUUCUGCUCUACUCUGGCCUCUAAUGAUGUUCGGAAAACUGUCCGUCUCCAUUAUGGGAGCCUAUGCUCUUCUCGCGAAUGCUGCAAUUGUGGAGAUGUAUAGCGAUCAGGACUGUCAGAUUUCAGUAGGAUCUCGGAAUGUUUGGGACAACACUUGCGCCACUGGUGUGCCUGGAUUCCAGUCAUUCAUGAUCACCACCGCAGGAGGCAGUGAUCAGUCGCUGACUACAUAUAGCCCCGAUGCAUGUGCACUCGCGUACAUUGCAUGCGUGGGCGCAGGAUCAGUUGGUACCUGCUAUCGUUCCUAUGACAAUGAUGGUGGAAGCAAUGCCCUGAGCUCCUCCACCGAAUGCGGCAUGGCUUAA